AUUUAAAAAAAAACAGAGAAAUAAAAGUGAAAAAGUGUUGAAUUUGGCGCGUCUGAAUCUAGCUAUAAACAGGAUACCCCAUCGGAAUCUUCCUUCCACAGAACGCACCACACCACACCUCAUCGGAAUAUUCCUUUCUUUUCGGUUUCAAUCUCUGGAUCCGUCGUGACAGACGGCAUGGCCACUUCCAAUGGCUUCGUCGACGGCACUCCCUCGGAAUCUGCAUUGAUCUUUCUCGGCACCGGUUGUUCGAGCAUGGUUCCCAACCUCAUGUGCCUCCUUCAGCCUUCCGACCCUCCCUGCCCCGUCUGCGUCCAGUCAUUGUCCAUCCCUCCCGAACGAAACCCUAAUUACAGGUGCAAUACGUCUCUCCUAAUUGACUACGGCGCCGCCGCCGCCAACGGUGGCGAUCGCAAGUAUAUAUUGAUCGAUGUCGGCAAGACGUUCAGGGAGACCGUGCUUAGGUGGUUCGUUGCCCAUCGGAUUCCCAGAAUUGAUUCUAUUAUUUUAACUCAUGAACAUGCCGAUGCAGUCCUUGGAUUGGAUGAUAUACGUGCUGUGCAGGCUUUUAGUCCAACAAAUGAUAUUGAUCCCACACCCAUAUACUUGAGUCAGCAUUCAAUGGAUAGCAUAGCAGAGAAGUUUCCUUAUUUGGUUCAGAAAAAGCGCAAGGAAGGAGCAGAAAUACGAAGGGUGGCUCAAAUUGACUGGAACAUUAUUGCGGAUGACUGCAAUCAACAGUUUUUUGCGUCGGGAUUAAAAUUCACUCCUUUACCAGUUAUGCAUGGAGAGGAUUACAUCUGUUUGGGCUUUCUUUUUGGUGAGAAAAACAGGGUGGCUUAUAUAUCUGAUGUUUCCCGGUUUCCUGCUAGUACAGAGUAUGUCAUCUCAAAAAGUGGAGCUGGACAGUUGGAUCUUCUUAUAUUGGAUUCUUUAUAUAGGACUGGGUCACACAAUGUUCACCUUUGUUUUCCACAGACUCUAGAAACUGUGAAGAGGUUGUGUCCAAAGCAAACACUACUAAUUGGCAUGACUCACGAGUUUGAUCACCAUAAAGACAAUGAGUUUUUGAUGGAGUGGUCCAGAAGGGAAGGAAUUCCGGUGAAGCUUGCUCAUGAUGGUUUGAGAGUCCCCAUAAACUUAUAGUAAGGGAAGGUUAAAGCAUGUGACAAUGUAUACCGCAUACUGUUGAUCUUAAUUAGAUUGGAUUGGAGCAUUAAUAUUCUUUACAGAAUAUCCUCAAUUUCUGCUGUAGUAAAAAGCCACAUUUUUGCUAGAGGUCGCAUUUCUGGAUAUGAGAAGAGGAUAACUUACUUUGAUGGAAAUCCCAAUUCUUCUUAUUGAACUCGUGAAAGCUUGUAUUAGAAUAAUUUUAUAAUCGACUCCUUGAUGCCGGAAAACAAAUUGAGUGGGCAAUGAGUUUUAAGAGCUAAAAAAAUCCACAUCUUAAAUUUCUUCUGCAAUCACUGUGCGUUACUCUACGAUGAAACUAAUCUGCUGGCUACAAAGUUGUAUUAUUCAAUUGUAUGGUAAUUGUUAUAAAUAACAAUUGGUCAACUUGACAUUGAGUUUUGCUCA
Messenger RNA from Glycine soja, 1578 nucleotides. RefSeq names its product putative hydrolase C777.06c. The record is from RefSeq and is a predicted model, not a curated record. Bases 178 to 1146 code for a protein of 322 amino acids. NCBI's taxonomy places the organism in Eukaryota, Viridiplantae, Streptophyta, Magnoliopsida, Fabales, Fabaceae. The transcript is spliced from 10 exons.